Molecule: messenger RNA, 4391 nt
Organism: Stereum hirsutum FP-91666 SS1
Lineage: Eukaryota; Fungi; Basidiomycota; Agaricomycetes; Russulales; Stereaceae
Product: ABC transporter
Exons: 20
Coding region: 1-4224 (1407 amino acids)
Biological process (GO): transmembrane transport
Cellular component (GO): membrane
Molecular function (GO): ATP binding; ATP hydrolysis activity; ABC-type transporter activity
Source: RefSeq, a predicted model, not a curated record
AUGUCUACAUCCGCUUCCUCCACACGUGAACCUAAACAGACGGAGAAGGACGCUGAGGUCAAUAUAGGUCUAGAGGGAGGUGCUGAUCCUCCUCCCUAUGAAACAGAUACCCUGUCACAUUCGGUCCGGACAAGAGUCGCGAGAUCCGUCAAAGGUUACUUCUUCCCGGUCGACCCUCCGCCUCCAAAAGCCAGUGUUGACGAUGCCGACUACACUCCCGAAAUGCACGCUAGCUUUCUCAGCAAUCUGACCUUCGCCUGGCUUGAUCCUCUCAUGAAACUCGGCUUCGCACGCCCACUCGAAGCACCCGAUCUCUGGAAAUUGCAGGACCACCGCUCGUCUGCCGUCAUUGCCGACAAAAUCCUCAAUUCCUUCGAAGCUCGUCAGGCCAAGGCCAAGGCCUACAAUGCACAAUUGGCUAGCGGCGAGAUUCAACCCGCGGCCAGCAAACGUCUGUGGUGGAGACUGACAAGAAACACGGAGCAGAAGACGGAGGCAUGGAAAGCCACACAGACAAAGAAACCAAGCCUGGCUCGAUCGGUGAACGACAGCAUCGGUGCUUGGUUUUGGUGGGGCGGUGUCUUCAAGAUCGUCGGAGACAUGGCUGAAAUCACCAGCCCAUUGCUCAUCAAAGCUCUGAUCAACUUCGUCGCCCUUUCGUUCACUGCGCAUCAACUUGGUGAGGCCGCUCCUUCCAUCGGCAAAGGGAUCGGCUACGCCUUUGGCCUCCUCGCUUUACAGACCAUCGGCUUCCUCGCGAACCACCACUUCUACUACCGAUCCGCUUCAUCCGGUGUCCUGGUUCGCGGUGGUCUCAUCACGGCUAUCUAUUCACGCUCCUUACGCCUGACGAACCGCUCGCGAGCCACGAUAUCCACAGGCCGUCUUGUAAACCACAUCUCCACCGAUGUCACCCGGCUCGAUUCGUGCUGCCAAUACUUCCAUCUCGUUUGGACCGCCCCCAUAUCCAUCAUCGUAAUUCUCGUCCAGCUGCUGGUGAACCUAGGACCUAGUGCUCUGACAGGUCUGGCAGUCUAUAUCUUCCUGGCGCCUGUUCAGGCAGUGUUCAUGACGAGCUACAUCGCGAUGAGAGGGAAGAUCAUGGCGUGGACGGACAAAAGAGUAAAGACGUUACAGGAGAUGUUGGGAGGCAUGAAGGUUAUCAAGUAUUUUACCUGGGAGAUUCCCAUGAUGAAGAGGAUUGGAGAGUACAGACGAAAGGAGAUGGGAUAUACCAGAUCGCUGCAGCUCAUUCUAGCGGCCAACACUGCCUUAAUUUUGUCAACGCCUACCAUAGCCGCUAUGGCCGCCUUUCUCGUCUACGCGGCGUCAGGCCAUUCUCUCAAUGCCGCCAAUAUAUUCACAUCUCUCAGUCUUUUCAAUCUCCUACGCACCCCGCUCACUAUCCUUCCGAUGUCCCUUGGCUUCCUCGCAGAUGCGCAGAACGCAGUCUCCCGCCUCCAAGAGGUCUUCGAAGCCGAACUCGUCACCGAAAACUUGGCUAUUGAACCAUCUCUCCCAAAUGCAGUCGAAGUCAAGGCCGCAUCCUUCACAUGGGACGUCGGCCCCGCAGACACCACUGAACCAGCUGGCACCACAAAACCUGAGACGCGCGCUUUUGACAUUCAGAACAUUAGCUUCUCUAUUCCUCGCGGCUCCCUAACAGCUAUCGUGGGUCCUGUUGGAUCUGGAAAGACGUCGUUAAUCCAGAGUUUGAUAGGUGAAAUGCGGCGGACGGAUGGGACUGUGAAAUUCGGCGGGAGUGUGGGGUACUGCUCGCAGAUUGCAUGGAUCCAGAAUGCGACGAUCAGGGAAAACGUAUGUUUUGGUAGGCCUUUCGAAAGCGAUAGGUAUUGGAAGGCAGUCAAAGAUGCGUGUUUGGAGACGGAUUUGAACAUGUUUCCGAAUGGGGAUUUGACUGAAGUUGGGGAGAAGGGAAUUUCGCUUUCUGGCGGACAGAAGCAGAGGUUGAGUAUCGCACGCACCAUCUACUCAGAUUGCGACAUCAUGAUUUUUGACGACCCCUUUUCCGCCCUCGACGCACAUGUCGGCACGUCAGUCUUCAAAAAUAUUCUACUUAACGCUACACAAGGGAAGACUCGCGUUCUGGUUACCCAUGCCCUCCACUUUCUACCUCAAGUUGACUACAUCUACUCGCUCGCGGAUGGCCGAAUUGCCGAACAUGGGACAUACGACGAGCUUAUGGCGCGAAACGAGGGUCCGUUCUCGCGUUUCGUCCAUGAGUUCUCAUCCAAGCACGAGAGAGGAAAUCAACAGAAGUCGGACGCUGUGUCUGAAAUGGAGGGCGAAAAGGCCGAAGAUGACGAACAAAUCGAGGAGGUAGUCAAAGGAGCGCAGUUUAUGCAAGAGGAAGAACGGAAUACGGGCAAAGUUAGUUGGCGCGUGUAUGAGGCAUUCCUGAGAGCGGGCAAUGGACUGUUCCUCGUCCCUGUUCUGUUGUUCACGCUGGUGAUAACGCAAGGGACGCAGGUAAUGUCCUCAUAUUGGCUUGUGUAUUGGGAGGAAAACAAAUGGAACAGGCCCACGGGGUUCUAUAUGGGCGUUUAUGCCGCACUAGGUGUCGGCCAGGCUUUGACGAACUUUGUCAUGGGGAUAGUAACCGCAUUUACCAUUUACUUUGCAGCUCAGCGACUGCAUCAUGAUGCUCUCAAAAGAGUCAUGUACGCCCCAAUGUCCUUCUUCGAGACCACUCCUCUUGGCCGUAUCAUGAACCGAUUCUCUAAGGAUGUAGACACGUUGGACAACGUCAUCACGUCGUCGCUUAGCUCGUUUCUUACUAUGGCCUCCAGCGUAAUCGGAGCUUUCAUCUUGAUUGCCGUCGUCCUCCCGUGGUUCCUCAUCGCAGUCGCUGUCUGUGCCGUGCUGUAUGCCAUGGCGUCCAUGUACUACCGCGCCAGCGCUGUUGAGAUUCAGUGUCUAGAUGCCCUCUUACGUUCUUCCUUGUACUCCCACUUUUCUGAGUCCUUAGCUGGUCUUGCAACCAUUCGUGCAUAUGGAGAGUUCGAUAGGUUCUAUCGAGAGAAUGGAAAGCUCGUCGAUAUUGAAAAUCGCGCGUACUGGUUAACCACAGUAAACCAGAGAUGGCUUGGCAUGCGUUUGGAUUUCUUCGGGACAAUCCUCACCUUCGUCGUUGCAAUAUUGUCGGUCGGAACUCGAUUCACCAUAUCUCCUGCUCAGACAGGUCUUAUUCUCUCUUAUGUCCUACAAGUGCAAAUGUCCUUUGGAUGGCUCAUUCGUCAAUUGGCUCAAGUUGAAAAUGAUAUGAAUGCGGUCGAGCGUAUCGUUUAUUACGCCGAAAAGGUCGAACAAGAGGCGCCACAUGAAGUUGCUGAUCAUAAGCCUCCGCCAUCUUGGCCGUCUGCAGGAACCAUAGAGUUGAAUAGUAUAGCUAUGAAGUAUAGACCCGAGCUGCCGCCUGUGCUCAAAGGAAUUACUCUUUCAGUCGCGAGUGGCGAGAAAAUAGGGAUCGUGGGCCGCACGGGUGCUGGAAAGUCAUCGAUCAUGGUCGCACUCUUCAGGAUCGUGGAAGCGAUGUCCGGUUCCAUGAUCAUUGAUGGUGCGGAUAUCUCGAAGUUAGGACUGUACGAUGUGCGGAACGCGCUCUCCAUCAUCCCCCAAGAUGCUAUCCUAUUCUCCGGAACCCUGCGUAGCAAUAUGGAUCCCUUCGGAUUACACGACGACGCGAAGCUCUGGGACGCACUCAGACGGUCAUAUCUCGCGGACGACCCGAAACAUGCUCUGCCGGACUCCGAUCCAGGCGGUGGCACAGAUCCUCCUACAAGACGUACGAACCGGUUCCAUCUCGACAGUAAGGUGGACGAAGAGGGUGGGAAUCUGUCCGUGGGUCAGCGCUCGCUUGUCUCCCUCGCACGGGCUCUCGUGAAGGACAGCAAGAUUCUUAUCCUGGACGAGGCCACAGCGUCAGUAGACUACGAGACGGACAGAAACAUUCAAAAGACCAUAGCGACUGAAUUCCAGGACAGAACUAUCUUGUGCAUUGCUCAUCGGUUGCGUACUAUCAUUGGGUAUGAUAGGAUCUGCGUGCUGGAUGCCGGUCAAAUCGCUGAGCUUGACACCCCUGAGAAUCUUUAUCAUGUCGAGGGCGGUAUAUUUCGUGGUAUGUGUGAGAGAUCGGGAAUUUCGUUGGAUGACUUAAGGCGUGCGGCAUCGGAUGAUAGUAGAAAAGAAAUCGAGGAGUCGUGAGCUUCCACUCAUGCGAUUAGACCAGGACCCUGCUACAAUACCCUAAUGGCUUGAUGAUACAUCCCUGCUUAUUUCUGUUCAACCGCUCAUGUCCUGGGUCACCAGGUCUUGUUCUGACAUUACGCCCGUCACCCUGCACCGUAUGUCGACGUCUACACGGUACCUGC